Messenger RNA from Chara braunii, 1141 nucleotides. Lineage: Eukaryota; Viridiplantae; Streptophyta; Charophyceae; Charales; Characeae. The record is from the annotation of a GenBank genome assembly.
GUGGAGAGGAAGAAGGCGGUCGAGAGGCACGAUCCUGGCRUUCCAUCCGUAUAAGGUGGGCGGUCUGGAGGUCCUCGAUGGUGAACUGGGAGGGGUCGAGAGAGGCAGUGUCAUCGGAGGUGGGUUGAGUGGUGUCGUUAUGGAAAAAGAGGGGGCGGGAGGGAGCGGGCGCGGACUGGUGAUGGGGGUGGAGGAGUCRAUCGUGGUGAAGCAUGCGAGAGAGGAGGUCAGCAAGGGGCAUGUCGGGUUCGUGGGCGAGGGCGGUGGCAAGAUCUUUGUGGCAUACUCGCUUGAUGCGGGAGAUGAACGCAAAGUCGGGAAUGACGGUGGUGGGGAGGUGAUGGCGGAGGGAGCGGAUGUAUUGGACGAAGCGAUCUAUGGGACCGGUUUGGUGGAGGUGGCAGAAUUGUUCGAGGUAGUCGUCAAUGGUUUUCUGGGGGCGGAAGGUGGCAGCGAGAAGUUUGGCCCAUUGGAGGAAGGAGUGACGUGGUCCUCCAGAGGCUCGGCGGUUGCUGACUUCAGCCAUCCACCAUUUGGCGGCAUUGCCGAGGAGGCGGGAGGUGGCAAUGGGGAGCCAGUGGGCAAAGGGCAUGUGGUGGAGGUGAAAAGAGUUCUGGAGCUGGGAGGGAGUGGUUUGCGCGGUGGUGACGACCGUGAUGGAGGGGAUGGUCCCUUCGAUCGUGGUGACGCGUCGCAUAUGGACGAUAUGUUGGCCUUUAUGUCGUCGAGAGAGGCGGUGACGGAGGUUCGGAGGGUGUUGAGUGAGUGGAGGAUGGCGAAGAGGUCGAGGGUGACGGUGUUUGCUGGUGGUUGUUCGCCUGCGAGGUUGCGGGCGAUGCUAUCAACUGAGUCGGUGCGGAUAUCAGACAUGUUGAUGGAGGAUGCGGCCAUGUCAGGGGAAGAGGGAGUGGAGGACGUGGCCUGAACGGGUGUGGAGGAUGCCGCAGCAGCGGUGGCGGCGGCACGUUUGGAGUUCUUGGUUCGACGUGGUGGCAUGUGGAGGGGGGGGGGGGAAUCCCUUAUUUAUUUAUCAAUAAAUUCAAAAAUAAAGAUAAUCGCCGAGUUUUUUUUUUUUAAUAAAAAAUAAUAAAUAAAUAAAUAAAUAAAUAAAAAUAAAAUAAAAUAAAUGCUGAACAGAAAG